CUCUCCAGUUGACUAUGGGCUCGGAAGGUGUUGUGAAGAAGCCAUUGCAAUACCCAAUUGCUCGUAGAGAUGAAUCCGUGGUUGAUAACUACCAUGGUGUUGCUAUUUCUGAUCCUUACCGAUGGAUUGAAGAUCCUGAUUCCGAAGAGGUAAAAGAAUUUGUGGCAAAUCAGAUGAAAGUAACGGAAUCAGUGCUCAGGAAUUGCGAUUCCAGGGACAGACUUCGUGACAAAUUGACCAAGUCAUAUGACUACCCUCGCUACGGAUGCCCGUUUCAAAAAGGGAAUAAAUAUUUCUAUUUUCAUAAUCCCGGUCUUCGCUCUCAUCCAAUCCUUUAUAUCCAGGAUAGUUUAGAUGAAGAAGGUGAGGUUUUGCUCGAUCCAAAUGGACUAAGCGAGGAUGGAACAGUGGCUUUACGAGUUUUUGAGGUCAGCCAUGAUGCAAAAUACUUGGCCUAUGGUUUAAGCUCGAGUGGAAGUGAUUGGUUAACCCUUCAAGUUAUGAAUGUGGAUGACAAAAUCGUUCAACCAGACAAACUUUCUUGGGUGAAAUUUACGUCGAUCAGUUGGACUCAUGACACGAAGGGAUUUUUCUACUGCCGAUUUCCUGCUCCCAAGGAGACCCAAAAGAUGGAUGUGGGCACGGAAGUAAACGUUAACUAUAAUCAUCAACUCUAUUACCAUUUAUUAGGGACGAAACAAUCAGAAGAUAUAUUAUGUUGGAAUGAUCUUGAGAACCCUACACAUAUUCUUGAAGCAAGACUUGCGGAUGAUGGAAAGUAUCUUCUUAUGAAUAUAUGUAAAGGUGCGGCACGACUCAACAAAUUCUAUUGUUGCGAUUUAUCUACUUUACCAAAUGGUGUUGAAGGUCAUAAAGGAAAAGGCAUUCUCCCCUUCGUGAAGGUUAUUGAUAAUUUUGAGGCAAAUUAUGAAGCCAUUGUAAACAAUGACACAAUCUUUACCUUCCUGACUAACAAGCAUGCUCCAAGGUACAAGUUAGUUCGAGUAGAUCUCAAGAAACCGAGAAUUUGGAGCAAAGUGCUCAAAGAAUCAGAAAAGGAUGUAAUCGAUUCGGCUCUACCCAUAAAUGGAAACCAGCUGAUCGUUAGUUAUUUGAGUGAUUGUAAACAUGUUUUGCAAAUACGAGACUUGGAGAAAGGUGACUUGUUGCAUACAUUGCCUAUUGAUAUUGGUAGUGUCAACUACAUUAGCGCUAGGCGCCAAGAUACUAUGUUUUUCGUUAAGCUUAGUAGUUUCAUCACCCCGGGUGUCGUUUAUCAGUUUGAUUUGAAAACUAUGGUUCCACAAGUGAAGGUUCUGCGUGAGAUUGUGGUUUCGGGAUUUGAUCAAGCCGCAUAUCAUGCUAAUCAGGUGUUUGUGCAUAGUAAGGAUGGAACACAAGUACCUGUAUUUAUCAUGGCUCGGAAGGAUUUAGUUUUGGAUGGAUCGCACCCUUGCUUAUUGUUUGGAUACGGUGGAUAUGGUGUUAGUUUAACACCAUCAUUUGACAUUACUCGUGUGGUUUUAGCACGUCAUCUAGGUGUUGUAUUUUGUAUAGCAAAUAUUCGUGGUGGUGGAGAGUAUGGAGAAGAAUGGCACCAAGCCGGUUCACUUGGAAAUAAGCAAAAUUGCUUUGAUGACUUCAUUUCAGUCGCUGAGCACCUUAUUUCUUCAGGUUAUACUAACCCUAGCAAGUUGUGUAUAGAAGGUGGAAGCAAUGGUGGCACCCUCAUUGGUGCUUGCAUUAAUCAGAGACCAGAUUUAUUUGGUUGUGCUCUAGCUCAUGCUGGUGUCAUGGACAUGUUACGAUACCAUAAGUUUACUAUCGGUCAUGCUUGGCUUUCCGAGUUUGGUUGUUCAGAUAAAGAAGAUGAUUUUCAUUACUUAAUCAAGUAUUCGCCUUUGCAUAAUGUUAAACGACCAUGGGAAGAUGCUUCGAUAAGGGUCAUUCAAUAUCCAUCAACAAUGUUAUUGACUGCUGAUCAUGACGAUCGUGUUGUGCCAUUGCACACAUUGAAAUUACUAGUGACCAUGCAACAUGAGCUAUGUACAAGUGUGAAGAACAGUCGACAGAUAAACCCGAUCAUCGGAAGAAUCAGUAGCAAAUCAGGGCAUGGAUGUGGGACCUCAACCCAAAAAAUGAUCGAUAAACGGGUAGAUUGUUAUAGCUUCAUGGCAGAAGCAGUGGGUGCACACUGGAUAGAUUAACAUUUAUGUUGUAUAAGAAAUGAAGCGCAUGUGUCUACUUCCAAGUCAUCAUACAUUAUAUUUUUAAUUAAAUAGCAUUAAAUAUUACAUUUUUGUAGCAUUUACAAACAAAAUAUGAC
Messenger RNA from Lactuca virosa, 2326 nucleotides. The record is from the annotation of a GenBank genome assembly. Lineage: Eukaryota; Viridiplantae; Streptophyta; Magnoliopsida; Asterales; Asteraceae.